UCUAUUGUUUGUUUUGAAGAUUUAUAACAGCAGGUAAUCACAGGUUUAAAGUUAAUUAUAAUGGAAUUUACUUGGAGAAAGGCUUUGUUCAUCUGCUGCAUGGCAGGUGGAAUAUUGUGGUUUUCAAAUCCGAUCUCUGAUUAUUUUUUCGAUUAUUUGGCCGACCCCAAUGAAAUGGAAAUAAUAAUUGCAAAAUCAUGGAACAAAACUAUUGAUUCCCCAAAACCAGAGAACAUGAAAUUUCAUGCAAUUGCUAUCGGAAUUAAUGCUGGAAUUGACAUCAUUGUGAAAGGAACCGAUCUCCUGAAAAAGCUUGGUACAGAUGAGAAGGAAGAAUCUACAAUCAAGGCUACUGAUCGGGAAUCCAUAAACAACCUCCGACAACUGCAAGAAGUGUUCACCUAUUUUCAUUCAAAAGGAGCUGGAGGGGAACGCUUCAUGAACAACAAAGAACUUUUUGCAAAGGCAGUUGGAAUGUCAAAAGCAAUGCCUGGUGCAGAGUUAUACGUUGGUGGCAAUGCUGCUUUGAUGGCACAAGCAAUUGUUCAAGCAUCAGCCAAAAAUGUCCAUGUUCUAUUUGGUGGGAUGGUAGGCCCUGGACUUUCUCCAAUGUUGAAUAGAAGACUUAUAGUUCCCUCGAAGUUAAAAGCAGAAGAAGAUGAGUAUCAUAUUAUAUUAGAAUACGUAAAGGGUGAAAAAUGGGCAGGUCAUGUUUGCCCAAUUGCUUCACGCUUCAUAUUUUCACACGAUUUAACGAAUAGUAGAAUGCUAGCAAGUGAAAAAUUCAUCGACAGUUUGAAAGAAUUUAACCCAGAUAUGGUUGUUCUCACCGGGCUACAUUUACUAGAAGGGCAACCAGAAGCUUACUGGAAACGUCGACUAGCUGAAAUUGCAGCGUCUCUCGCAAAAGUAUCCACAAACGUUCCAAUUCAUACGGAACUUGCAAGCAUGGCAAAUCCAGCUUUUGUCAAAGCUUUAACUGAGAGAAUAUUGCCCAUGGUUGAUUCUAUCGGUCUCAAUGAGCAAGAGCUGUGGAUGACUUGCCAGGCCAAUGGUGGCCCACAUUGCAAGCCGGAAUAUGAACUUGACGGCCCACCUAGCCCAGGAGUAUCGAAUGAUAUCAUUCACUGGAUGUUGCAACAGUUUUCAAAGCGGCGAAUUCCGUCCUCAAGAUUAUCAAGAGUCCAUUUUCAUACCCUGGUUUAUCACACUGUGGCAACACUCGACUCAUCAAAAUGGAGAUAUGGUGAUUCAUCUGUUGCCGCGGGCGCCAGGAUAGCCUCAACACAGUCAUGUGGAGUUCAUUCAGUUCAUCCUGCAAAGGUAGAACUUCGUUUAAAAAGUACUAUCCCUCUCACUGCUGGAGGGCUUCCAGAAAACGUUGAACAACCCAAAGAUACUAGACUGGACUAUUCAAAUCCAAUAAUUAGUUGGAAAACAAGUAAAAUCAGUUUUUUCAUGACGCCUGUGCUUGUUUGUCAAAACCCUGUGAAAACUGUCGGUCUAGGAGAUGCAAUAUCUUCUAUGGGACUUCUGCAUUCAGGAUAUGACAAAUAGAACAUUUGGACCGUUUAUAUAAAAUUAUUUUAGGGUGCUAUUUUAGUGUGCGGGCUACUAUGCCAUAGUGUGGCAUCUACCUCGAACUAGUCCUAUAGUGAGGGGUCCACAUAAUCAUAUCUUUGAAAUUUUCAUGACUUUCCACCCAAAAUAAUUAAGGUGAGACCUUUACUCUAACAUGGUAGACCUCAUGCUAUAGUGGCACCGACUUUAGGUACAAAUAGUUGUUUUUGUUGCUAUGACUUCAAAUAGGCAAAUUUUGAUUUAUUUAUUCAAUGAAAUUUUAACUCCUAAUGAAAUUAUGUAGUAUAGGCGAGGAGCAGUAGUUGCGAAAGAUUAUUCUCAUCUAUGCUUUGGGCUUUAGAGCAUUGAAUGUAACAUAAAAAACAUCAUGUGUCUGAAAAGUGUUGUAUCCCGCAUAUAUAAAUUCCACUUUAUAUGGACACUCCAACGUGUCAAAGUUUUAUAUCAGUUACGUUAUCCGGAAGUUAUGUCUUUCCUACAUUCUUUAACAAAAAUAAAUGGAAUAGACUUGUUUUCAGCAAAUUCAUGACAUUAGACUUUUAUUUAAUAUUUUUUGAAAUAUUUUAUGAAACCACUGCUAAAACUGAAAGUUUUAUAAAAUAAUACAUUCAUUUCCAGUAAUUUGUUCCUUUAAAAAAUCAAAGUUCAAAUUCUCAAUAACAUUCCUUUUUCACAAUUCUUUUUCAAUAUGUUCCUUUUUUCCAGUUUGCCUAUUUUUGAACCAUUUAUUUUUCCCUCAAACCAUAUGAAAUACACAUAAUAAAAUGUUAAAUUUAUUCACAAUUUAUAAUUAAUGUAAUAUUAUUAUUUUCUUCGAUCUGAAAGUUGAUGCCAAUACAAUAAAUGGAUAGUAAGAGUAGUACGGUAACUACUGACAUACUAGUAUUCACAUGAUUCAUAUUAUUCUUAUUACACCGGUAUCAUUAGAAAUUUUGGAUGCUGUAAUCUCUGAUUGACAAGAAAUUGAAAAGAAAUUCCAACCUGAAAUCACUGAAGCAUGACUGGUCAGAAUUCUUUUGUCCUGGCCAGAUAUUUUUCAUUGAUUUUUUGGUUCCGACCAUCAAGCCUCAUUCCAGUUUGUUAUGCUGAUUUUGCAACCCUGCGACAGAUUUAAUCCAAGUCCAACAUACUUAUACUUUUAUCAUAACAUUACUCAAAAUAUUUUCACUUUCAAUAUAUUUAGCUGUUAUAUUUGUGAGGGUAUAUUUCACAGAAGUGUAUCUUAGGCCAGCAGUAUCUUGUACACGUAUCCUGUCUCUUUAUAAUAUUGAUUUAUUGUGCAGAUGAUGUUACACUUUGGUGCAAAUAAGCACGCAUACAUACAUACUGUUUAUGAUAUAGCAGUAAAAAUUUUGCACUUAUUUUUGGGUACUGUAUUGCAAGUCAAGGAACAGUUAAUAUACGAAAAACAUUUUUAUCAGUUUUGAGACCAAUCUGAUGCUGAUAUACCAAUCCCUCUCCAGCUUUCUUUUACAUUUCUGCCUUCAAUUUGCAAAUCCAACGGUGACCGUACAUUUGAACCCAUGUACAUUUGAACCCAUGCGUAUAUCCACGGGUUCAAUCUAUAUGCGGGUGCUAAAACCCAUGGGUUAGGGUUAGUAUGGGUUUAACUAUCCGUGGAACAAAAAAAAUUCCAUAGGUGCAAUAGCAUACAGGUGCAAUUGUCAUGUGUUCAAAUGUACGUGGGUUCAAAUGUAAUGGAACCAAAUCCAACAUACAGGGAGUCCUUUGGUUACGAUGGUCACAACUUACGUUGUUCCGAUGUUACGAACGCGCACUCCAUAACGUUUUUUCGAGGUUGCGAACGCACUCCAUAAAAAUAUAAAAGAUAUAACUGUGCUGUAAUAUCUAAGCCCUUAAACUGGAUCAUUGUGAUAAAUAAAAUCAGUGCUUUGGGCUCAUUGGUUUUACCACUCCUAUUACUAAUUUUGAAGACUCUCACAAUGUGUCUGCGGAAAUAACAUUUUUCUGAUAUAAAAUUGUGCUUUUUUGUCCGAAGCCUUGUACAUUAAAAUCAUUGAAACUCGUUAAAUAAAAAUUGUCAGCAAAAGUUUUCUGGCUGAAAUUUCAUGAGAAAAUAUCAGUAAUGUCACUGUUAUUUUACUGUAAAAUGAACCAUUUCUUAUUUCGAUUGUCCUGGCUCUUUCUUUUUUCGAUUGUCUUAGCCCUUGAUAGCAAAUAAAGAAUUAGGCUAUUCUUCAAAUGUUUCCAGAUUCCCUAUUUUUCCACCAGACCAGUUUAUUUAUACACAACUCCUGCUUCUGACUCUUUUUUUUUUGGUGAAUUUUUGUAAAAGUAAUGAUUCACCUUUUUUAGGAAUUCAUUUUGCCCUGAAGCACAAGAAGUCACUUCGUCUGAAUCAAAACUCACUCAAAGAAAAUACCAACUUUUUUCAAGAUAUUUAUUAUUGGCUUCUAAUCGAAACCAUUUUUAUUAUCAUUUACAAUGAUAAAUAUUCAAAACUAUAAUUUAGUCAUUUAUCAAAUAACUAACAUAUACUGCUUGAGUAGAUUAUAUUUUGCUCAGCUACAUAUUUUUAUAUUAUAGCUUACGCGGUAAUCAAUUACACACUGUCUGCUUUUUUUGAAGGCUAUUAGUGUAUACAAUAUGGUUUGCAACGAAACCCUCAUAUUUCUCAUUUGAAAUCAGUCGUUUUUCAUUUGUUUCACAGUUCUCAUGCUUUUGGAUGGGUACUCCCGUAGCGUGUGUACCAGGUUGGAGUUAGGUCAUGA
Styela clava is the source of this 4313-nucleotide messenger RNA. Its product is annotated as ADP-dependent glucokinase-like. Gene Ontology annotation, biological process: glucose metabolic process. Gene Ontology annotation, cellular component: endoplasmic reticulum. Lineage: Eukaryota; Metazoa; Chordata; Ascidiacea; Stolidobranchia; Styelidae. Gene Ontology annotation, molecular function: ADP-specific glucokinase activity. The record is from RefSeq and is a predicted model, not a curated record.